Messenger RNA from Scophthalmus maximus (turbot), 4350 nucleotides. It is a transcript of the gene abhd17ab, whose product is annotated as abhydrolase domain containing 17A, depalmitoylase b. The record is from RefSeq and is a predicted model, not a curated record. Gene Ontology annotation, cellular component: plasma membrane; endosome membrane. NCBI's taxonomy places the organism in Eukaryota, Metazoa, Chordata, Actinopteri, Pleuronectiformes, Scophthalmidae. The coding region runs from base 507 to 1472 and encodes 321 amino acids. Gene Ontology annotation, biological process: protein depalmitoylation. The transcript has 6 exons. Gene Ontology annotation, molecular function: palmitoyl-(protein) hydrolase activity.
CUGUCAGCUGUCGCUUCCGGAUGCGGCGAAACAGCGGAGAAGUAGCAAAACACCGGACGUCCAUGGAUUAAUUUAAAUGACACAAGGCCAGAGAGGACACGGCGGCGACGUGACGUCCUCUGGUGGAUUCACGAGGUCGAGUCCGCUUCCGGAGCCGCCGCCAACACUGAAGGAACUCACCAGGACGUCACUCACUCGGCAAGUGAACGACAUGGACGCGACGCGGACACGAAGCACGGCCGGGCCUUAGUAAAUAACACUUCCCUCAGUCAGCUGACCGCCUGCUCCUGCUGCUGACCGGCCACUUUGACAGUAUCCUGUGUUUGGAUCUGACUGAAGUGGAGGAAGAAGUCCUGCUCCUCCUGCUCCUCCUCCUCCUGCUCCUCGUCCUCCUCCUGCUCCUCGUCCUCCUCCUCCUCGUCCUCCUCCUGCUCCUCGUCCUCCUGCUCUGUGUUUGUGUUGGGCUCAGUGUUUCACACGUCAGCUCCUCGGUUCAACAGUGAAGGAUGAAUGGCCUGUCUCUCGGUGAGCUCUGCUGCCUGUUCUGCUGCCCGCCCUGCCCCGGCCGCAUCGCAGCCAAGCUCGCCUUCCUGCCCCCUGAGCCCACGUACACCUUGCUCCCUGACCCAGAGGCUGGCCCCGCUUCGACGGGGACAACGGGGACGCCGAGCCUGCGGGCGCGGAGUGGAGCGUCCGUCGCUGGAAGUGGAGGGGCUGGGGCUGUGGAGGGAAGGUGGAAGCUUCACCUGACGGAGCGAGCAGAGUUUCAGUACUCGCAGAGGGAGCUGGACAUGACGGAGGUGUUCCUCGCCCGAUCCAGCCGAGGGAACCGGGUCGGCUGCAUGUACAUUCGCUGUGUCCCUAAUGCCAGGUUUACAGUACUUUUCUCCCAUGGUAAUGCAGUCGACCUUGGCCAGAUGAGUAGCUUCUACAUCGGACUCGGCACUCGCAUCAACUGCAACAUCUUUUCCUACGACUACUCUGGCUACGGUGUCAGCAGUGGCAAACCCUCUGAGAAGAACCUCUACGCGGACAUCGACGCCGCCUGGCACGCCCUGCGCACGCGGUACGGCAUUAGCCCAGAGAAUAUAAUCCUGUACGGACAGAGCAUCGGUACAGUUCCCACUGUAGACCUGGCAUCACGCUACGAGUGCGCUGCCGUGGUUCUUCACUCACCUCUAACAUCUGGCAUGAGAGUGGCCUUUCCUGACACAAAGAAAACCUACUGCUUUGACGCUUUCCCCAACAUCGAGAAAGUGUCCAAAAUCACGUCUCCGGUGCUCAUCAUCCACGGCACAGAGGACGAAGUGAUCGACUUCUCCCACGGCCUGGCUCUAUUUGAGCGCUGCCCCAAGGCCGUGGAGCCUCUCUGGGUUGAGGGAGCGGGACACAAUGACAUUGAAUUAUACAGUCAGUAUCUUGAGCGCCUACGCCGCUUCAUAGGACAGGAGUUGGCGAUACAACACGUCUGACCGUCACCAGCACAGACGUCGUCAUUACAAUUUUUCCUACUCCACUUAAAGCCUCACCUCUUUUUGUCCGAGAUGGAAAUGGCUUCAAGAGUCAACUAAAGCAUCUCUCAACUUACCAUGGCACCUGAGGAUGUAAUGAGUCACAUACUGUAGUGCUCUGUUUUUGGGACACAGUAUGCCUCAAGACUCAAGUAGCAUUUAGACAGGUUUUUUUUUAGCAGAGACUUUCAACAGUAAAGCUGCCACGUGUGAGGCGGCAGCAGAUAUAAUCCUAUUCUGUGCAAUAAUAUGUGCCAGGAAAAAAAGACUUCGAAAAAAAUGUUGAAAAAUAGUUAACAGAAAAACAAGUUGAUAAAUGAUCAUGUAGGUCAGUUAAAUUGUGGUCCACAUAGAAAGUUUCUUGUCAAAUUUCCUGCCCACAGUUUGUGUGUUACUUUAAUUUCUGCUGUUUAUUCAAGUUGAUGAUGGUAAAGCACGUCGGACAGAAUUUAAAGGGGAUGAUUAGAAAAGCUUUAUGACAUGUUGUCCAAAACAUAAAUUACUAUCAAAUAUGACACCAAGAUUCCUUGUGACAUGAUAAGGCCCAACAACAUUUUUUUUUGUUUUAUUAGAAUUUGGCUGAAGGACAUUUACAGAUAUUAAGCUUUUAAUCAUGAGAAGUGGACUUCAUAGGGAGGUAGAACUGCGUAUCAUCUAACAUCAAAAGAAAUACUGUAUCGUCACCAGGGGGAAGCAUAUAUAUAUGAACACAUUUGGACUUAGAAUAGAACCUUGAGGCACACUGAGCAUCUGUACAACUGAAUGCAGUCUGAUAGAAAAGCCAUCCGAUAAAUUCAGUUUCAUAGGGGGUGAUUUGCCCAUAUUUUCGAGUUUUUAGUGGUAUGCUUUUGAUAUGCAUCACAUUGAAAGGAGUUUAUAUCCAGUCCCUGUCAUGUAUUUCAGUUUGAAGUGGCCAAAACGGCUCUUAAUCCUGGGAAAAAUGAAAAUGAUGCAUGAAGGGUUUUUUGUUUCGUGUUUUCACCAUACUGAACCUUUUGCUCAGGUAAACUUCCUUUAGACAUUUGGGUCAGUUUCUUCCACAUUUGUCUUUUUUUGUUUUGUUUUACAUACAGUGCACUAGAGCAAAGAUUUGUGAAAUCAUAUUCAUCCACCAUUUAAUCUUAAUGAAAGUAACAAACCAAACUAUGAUCCCAAAUUGAGGAAAGGAGCAAACUUUAAGUUUGAUGAGCCGUUAAAGCCUUAACUUUCGUCUUUCUUGCUCCUAUCAAUUCUCUGUACCACCUCCAAUCUGUGCUGGAACACAUUUGUAUCCCAGUGAUGGAGCGAGAUUGGCUGUGUUGAAGGAUAAUGUUCAAGAGCCUCAGAAAGAAAAUACCUCCGGCGCUUCUGUUGAGUGGAAUAUCUGAGAGUCCGUUGGCCCUUUCUUUUAAGUUUUAGUCUUGUUUACGUCUCACACUAGUAGGUCACAGUUUUAGUCAUUUGCUCUCCAUCCUUAGGGGGAAUUUUGUCCUUUCAGAUAAUAUCUUAAAACUUCAACUUUGGUGUUUUAUAACUAUAGCCAUUGUCUAAUUUUAAUUAUGAAUGAUUCUAGUAAUACAAAUCACUCCCACCCUAAUGCAGAUAAGCACAGGAAUACGUUUUAUCACAUUGCACUUGACAUUAGAAAUUAGGUGGACAGUGAUUGGCUCUGUCACAUAUCAUCUAACACAACAACAUUGCUUUUCUACAACUGUAUUGUCAGGAAAACUAAACAGCGAAUGGGCUGUGAUUAUCUAAAACCAGUCUGUCUUCUUUGGUCUACUGUCAACUUCUUGGUAACACUAUUGAUUUUUGCCACAGAAUUGAGAACAGUAGUGGUACAGUAUCUUUUCUAGCUGCUGGCGUGGAAAACUCUCCAACACGUUUUUGUUGUGGAAUAUUCUUCUUGAGCUGAUUAUUUGGGGAAAUCUCACAAAAACGUUGCUGCGGAUGUAGUCUAUUUUAUUCUAAAGCAAACUAUUACCAGAUUAUGUCAGCUGGUUGUCCCGUUGAAUUAAUUCAGGGGUGACUAAUGAGAUUAAUCAUGAUCUUCGCUGCACUCCAUCACUCUCACUGACAAAUAGAAGUGUUCAUCUUAAAGGUGCUACUCUCAGUAAUACUAAGCCACUGAAGUUCAAAGCCGUUUCCAAAGUUGGUGUAUCCAUGGAUAAAAGUUGUUUUACCUGACGAACUGAUAGAUCUGAACUUUAGACCUCGAGCGUUGCAUCGUGAAACGUAGCUGAAAGCUGAGAUUACGACUCUUCUUGUUGGAUUGUUUUCAAAGACGCGUCAGGAUUUUCAGGCUUUCUUGUCAAUGUAUGAACCAAAGUCUGGAUUUAUUAUGUGUUGUUUUUUUUCCUAGUGUACCUGCUUUUCAUGUUUGUAUCUUUGUAACCAAAGACAGAAAUGUUGAAUUUUAAGCUCUUUUACUAACUUUUUAUUUAUUUAUAUGCUUGAUCUGAUUUACUUUACCACUACACAUUUAGAUGCAAAUGAAAUGCAUACUGCUCAUAUGAUUAUGUUCUAAUCCAUGUCUGGUUUCGAAUAUCUAAGAACAGAAUUUGAAUAACAUAACUUGACCAAGAUGUUGGGUUUUGUGGAGGGACUUCAACUAAGCAAUACAAUGAGUCGGGAUAUGUUUAGAACAAUCCAGUGUGUGGGAGGAAGACGGUGAGAUGACUGGAGCUUCAGACAGAUUUUUGGAUCUCUGGCGUCACACACGUGAUUCAGUUUUGUCAUUACACAUUAUUCUCUGUUGUUUGUUAUGCUGACUUAUUUUUAGUUUUGAAGCAUUCUGUCAAUUUCCAAGAAUUAAAGAAAACAUGAAGCUAAUAAAACAUAUUUGCAAAUUGAUAAUUAA